AUGGCUGUUUUUAAGAUAAUUGAUAAAGCUGGAAUUUCCAGGGCUGCUUUGCAUGCUCUAGGAAACAUCUGUGGAGAAACUCGGUCUGAAAAUAACAUCAUACUCAAUUCUGAGGCAGAAGAAAACUUGCGACGUUUAGUUUAUGAAGUAGCAUCCAGGAGCUUAAAGUUUACACCAUCGGGUCUUUUCCUAUCAGUCCUGCAGCAGGAUUCAGAAAUCCGAUUGGCGGGCUACAGAAUGAUAAGUGGAUUAGUUGCUCGAUCAUGGUGUUUGAUGGAGAUCUGCUCAAAACAAGAGAUAAUACAGAUGGUGACUGACCCAAGUACUGAAACCACAAAAUAG
Molecule: messenger RNA, 342 nt
Organism: Neltuma alba
Lineage: Eukaryota; Viridiplantae; Streptophyta; Magnoliopsida; Fabales; Fabaceae
Exons: 4
Coding region: 1-342 (113 amino acids)
Biological process (GO): proteasome assembly
Cellular component (GO): cytosol
Source: RefSeq, a predicted model, not a curated record